Messenger RNA from Helicoverpa armigera (cotton bollworm), 2869 nucleotides. Its product is annotated as gamma-tubulin complex component 2. The record is from RefSeq and is a predicted model, not a curated record. Gene Ontology annotation, biological process: cytoplasmic microtubule organization; spindle assembly; microtubule nucleation. The coding region runs from base 85 to 2664 and encodes 859 amino acids. The transcript is spliced from 16 exons. Gene Ontology annotation, cellular component: spindle pole; centrosome; equatorial microtubule organizing center. Lineage: Eukaryota; Metazoa; Arthropoda; Insecta; Lepidoptera; Noctuidae. Gene Ontology annotation, molecular function: microtubule minus-end binding; gamma-tubulin binding.
UGCGUCAAACAAAUCAACUGUCAAAUUUAAUUCAACACAAAUGAAUGAAGCUUUCAAAGAUUUUAAAAAAUAUUUUGUUAAUAAAUGUUUCAAAACUGGAUUUUACCCAAAGAUAAAAUGCAAGGCACUAUCAAGGAGCUUCUUGACGCGUUAGGAUGUAGUUUGGAAGCGGACACUGUUUUAGAUUACAUCCAGAACGAUCCUAACUACGGCAAUAGUAAUUUAUCGUCUAAACAAGUGAAUGAGUACGCGCAAAGAUUGGCGCUUAAAGCUUCGAACGCCAAGUUGUUUUUGAAAAAAUAUGAAGAGCUGAGGAACAGAAAUACUGAUAACCUUGCUGAUAUCAUAGCACUGUUCUACAAAUUGGUGUGUGAUGAGAAAAAGUCGUCAAAAAUAUACAAACCUAAAGUGGCUCCAAAACCUAUAUUGGGUGAUAAUAAACAUCAAAUUACCAAAGACGAUCUUCCUCAGAUCAAAGAUAAACUUCUCAAAGCAGUAGAUGAGAGUAAGAAACUCGUCAUGAAGUCCUUUGAGGAGAAAGAAGUGAAGCUCAGACCAAACUGGUACAGCAGUUUGGACUUGCCCAGCUGGCAGAAGGACCAUCCCGCCAUGUCCUGGGACUUCCCAAAGGAACCUCUUCCAAUUGUGUCCUCCUUAUCUGGUGUGCCAAUAUCAUCUCAAGAGAAUAUCAUCAUUGAUGAUUUGCUGUAUGUCUUCUCUGGUGUCCCGGGCAACUACAUUGUGCAUCAGACAGUCAAAGACACCUUCGACCCUCGCACAUUCCUAAUAUCUGAUGAUGUUGAUGAUGCCUUGAAACAGAUCAUUCAGCAAAUGCUUCCGUUGGCUUCCAAUUAUUCCAUAGUGAGAAGAUUUAUUGAGAACUGUAAUAUGUGGUCUGGUCAGGUGCUGCAUGCGUUGGUUGCAGCUAUUGAAAUACUGUUAAAGGAUUAUUAUACAAUGAUAGCUCAGUUGGAGACUGAGCACUUGUCAGCAAACCUGACACUUCAAAAGCUGUGGUACUUUGUCUUGCCUACUAUGCAUACCAUGCAAGUCCUUGCUGCUAUCGUCACUAAUAUUGGGAAGAGUGAAUUGCGCGGUGGCGCUGUGCUAACAGUUCUGCACGAUAAGACGAACACUUUGAUGGGUGACGCGCGGGCGCAGGAGAUAUCUUUGUUCCUCACCGAGAGAGCUUGCCGUCCAUACCUAUGUAUUUUAGACCAGUGGAUACAUAAAGGCACUAUUGUUGAUCCUUUUCAGGAAUUUAUGAUAGAAGAUAACGAGUUGAUCAACAAAGAGGAGCUGCCGGUAGACUACUCGGCCGACUACUGGGAGAAACGCUACAGCAUCCAGAGAGAUAGAGUGCCCAAGUUCCUGGACAAGUUCACCGACAUCAUCCUCAGAACUGGCAAAUAUUUGAACGUUAUUAGCCAGUGUGGCAAACCAAUAACAAAAACCAACACUGAAGAAAUAAAAUACUCGCUCCGAGAACAAAACUACGGUGCCAUUAUUCAGAAAGCAUACGCAUACGCCAGCAAGUCGUUGUUAGAGCUCCUUCUAAAGGAGUAUGAUCUCAUGGGAAGACUGAAAUCAGUAAAGAAUUACUUUUUAAUGAGCCAAGGAGACUUCAUUGUACAGUUCAUGGAUGCUACCGAACAAGAACUCUCUAAGAAGAUCGAUGAUAUUAUACCUUCGAAACUUGAAUCCCUUUUGGGAUUGUGUUUGAGGCUGUCAGCAGCAAGUCACGACCCGUAUAAUGAAGAUAUGAAAAUCGAACUGCUUCCCUACGACUUGCAAUUCCAAAUGUUUAAGAUUCUAUCUAUUGAAACUGAAGAGGAAAAAGAGUACAAACAGAACAAGGAUUGUCCCCCUCUAACGGGCAUAGAGACGUUCUCGUUCGGCAUGGAAGUGAAGUGGCCGGUGUCGCUGAUACUCAACCACAAGGCCAUAGCUUGCUACCAGAUGAUAUUCCGACAUCUAUUCUACUGCAAACAUGUUGAAAGAUUGCUGUGCAGAGUAUGGCUGUACAACAAAGUGGUGAAGCGUUUCUCGGAAGCGCGUCUGUACGCGGACGCCUUCGCUCUGCGUCAGCGCAUGCUGAGCUGCAUACAGCAUCUGCAGUACUACAUGUGCGUCGAGGUCAUCGAGCCUUCCUGGUGCCAGCUCAUACAGAGCCUCGAUAAGGUUCAUAAUGUGGAUGAGGUGUUGGAGCGUCACAACGACUUCUUAGAGUCGUGCCUCGGCGACUGCAUGCUCACCAGCCCGCAGCUGCUGAAGGCAGUCACCACGCUCUGCCUCGUUUGCGUACAGUUCUGCACGUUCAUACAGGAGAUGCACAAGUACUUCGUGGACGCAGAGCUUAACAGUAUGCUUGGAUCGACGUAUGACAAUACAGACUAUAGUGAGGACGCGGGUUGUGGGGGUACCACGACCACUGGUUCAGCGGAUUCGUUCUCCCGGUCGGUGUCGCGGUACGGACUGCGCUUCACCGCGGCGCUGCUGUCUGUUCUCGCCAUUAUCGACAGGAUGGCCAGAGACAACAAUACUAAUAAACUGUUGAAUAUAUCUGCGAGAUUAAACUUCAAUACUUAUUACGUAAAGCAGUUGGAGAAGUUAUGUUCAGAUGACAAACUGAUGGAAGGCGAGAGGAAGCAGACCGUCUCCUAGCACAGGAACGCGCGUCCGCGCAGGAAUCUCGUCACCUCAGUGUGAACACACCCUUGUAUCUCAAGAUCACCAUUCAUACUAAAUUGUAACUGUAGUUAUAGGAAGUACUGCCAGGGAAAUAAGUUAUUUUUAACAUCAGAAGAAAAUAAAUAUUAUCCGUAUUUUCAAUGAUAAUUUUGUUGCUGGCAGUACAGUGUCUCGUUAA